This is a messenger RNA of Glossina fuscipes, 1994 nucleotides long. RefSeq names its product glucose-6-phosphate isomerase (gene Pgi). Gene Ontology annotation, cellular component: cytosol. The record is from RefSeq and is a predicted model, not a curated record. Gene Ontology annotation, molecular function: glucose-6-phosphate isomerase activity; monosaccharide binding; carbohydrate derivative binding. The transcript has 5 exons. Lineage: Eukaryota; Metazoa; Arthropoda; Insecta; Diptera; Glossinidae. The coding region runs from base 229 to 1911 and encodes 560 amino acids. Gene Ontology annotation, biological process: gluconeogenesis; glucose 6-phosphate metabolic process; glycolytic process.
UGUUAUUCAUUUGACUUUGAAGUGACAGCGACAAGUUGCCGCUUGUGUAAAUUGCAUACGUUUUGAAUUAAAAACGCGUUCUUCUUUGGACACAUAAGCCAACAAUUUAUUGGCUUAGUCCAUCUCCACUCAACAAACCCAAAAAAAAAGAUUUAAUAACGCGUACAUUUUUCAAAUUUUUAUUACUUAUAAAAAAUAUACAUAUUUGAAAAGUAUUCAUCAGUUAAAAUGGCCGGUUCUUUAAAAACAUUAACUACAGAGCCGGUAUACAAAGACUUGCAAGCACUGUACGAUCAACUGGGCAAAGAUAUUAAUAUGAAAAAUAUGUUCGAUAAAGAUCCGGAAAGAUUUAACAAAUAUAGUAUACGGCUCAGGACGGAGAGCGAUGGUGAGAUUUUAAUUGAUUACUCGAAAAAUUUAAUCAACGACGAGAUAAUGGGAAAACUUCUGGAAUUAGCGAAGGUUAGACGAGUGGCUGAUGCUCGCGAUGCUAUGAUGUCCGGCGAAUUUAUUAAUACAACGGAAAAUCGCGCGGUUUUACACGUUGCUUUACGCAAUCUGGAUGAAACGCCGAUAUUAGUAGACUGUGAAAGUGUCAUGCCUAAGGUAAUGGCGGAAUUGGCGCAUAUGAAAGAGUUUACGAGAAGAGUUUUAUCAGGCGAAUGGACCGGCUGUACCAAUAAAUCCAUUACAGACGUCGUCAACAUUGGCAUAGGAGGCUCGGAUUUAGGCCCGCUCAUGGUGACGGAGGCCUUAAAACAUUAUGCUAAACAUUUACGUUGCCAUUUUGUAUCCAAUAUUGAUAGCACACAUUUGGUGGAAGUACUAAAGAAAAUCAACUACGAAACGACGCUAUUUAUAGUAGCCUCGAAAACCUUUACCACCCAAGAGACCAUAACCAAUGCUAAUUCCGCUAAAAGCUGGUUUUUGGAACAGGCUUUCGAGAAAACAGCAAUUGCCAAGCAUUUUGUGGCUUUAUCCACCAACAAAGAGAAGGUUAUUGAGUUUGGUAUUGAUAGUGCGAAUAUGUUUGGUUUUUGGGAUUGGGUAGGCGGUCGAUAUUCGUUGUGGUCUGCCAUUGGCUUGUCGAUUUCUCUUUACAUAGGUUAUGAAAACUUUGAAAAACUCUUGAUGGGGGCUCAGUUUAUGGACAAUCAUUUUAGAGAGGAACCGCUGGAAAAGAACGCUCCAGUUAUCUUGGCUUUGUUGGGUAUUUGGUAUAUUAACUUUUACAAUGCCGAAACCCAUGCAUUGUUGCCUUACGAUCAGUAUAUGCAUCGUUUUGCUGCUUAUUUUCAACAAGCUGACAUGGAAAGCAAUGGAAAGUUUAUUACUAAAAGUGAUGGCAAGGUGGUUAAUUACAAAACCGGCCCUAUUGUUUGGGGCGAACCUGGCACGAAUGGCCAACAUGCUUUUUAUCAACUAAUACACCAAGGUACUCGCCUAAUACCUUGCGAUUUUAUCAUUCCUGCUCAGAGUCAUAACAAAAUUGCGGACGGCCUUCAUCAUAGGCUUUUAGUAGCAAAUUUUUUGGCUCAAACUCAGGCUUUAAUGAUAGGUAAAACUGCAAAGGAGGCACGCGAAGAGUUGGUAAAAGAGAAAAAAACAGAAGAGGAAGUGGAGAAACUCUUACCGCACAAAGUAUUCCCAGGUAAUCGUCCAACUAACUCAAUAGUGGUACGACAAAUUACUCCGUUCACAUUAGGUGCUUUAAUAGCUUUGUACGAGCACAAAAUUUUUACACAAGGUGUUAUUUGGGAUAUAAACUCAUUUGAUCAAUGGGGUGUUGAAUUGGGCAAACAAUUGGCGAAAAGGCUUGAGCCCGAAUUGACACAUAAAGAAUUGAUAUUCCAUCAUGAUUCAUCCACAAAUGGCCUCAUGAACUUCAUUAAAUCCAAUUGGUCAUUUUAAUUGUUGCCCGAUAGAGUAUGUUUUUUUUAUACAAAUGGACGCAAUUUUCAAUUUGAUAAAAUUAAAUAUAUUCUAAAAGUAAA